This is a messenger RNA of Cynoglossus semilaevis (tongue sole), 1191 nucleotides long. Its product is annotated as zinc finger protein 513-like. The record is from RefSeq and is a predicted model, not a curated record. The coding region runs from base 187 to 1191 and encodes 334 amino acids. The transcript is spliced from 4 exons. NCBI's taxonomy places the organism in Eukaryota, Metazoa, Chordata, Actinopteri, Pleuronectiformes, Cynoglossidae.
AGCAUGUACGAGCGGCACCUUCAGAUUCACCUCAUCACGCGCAUGUUCGAGUGCGACAUCUGCCACAAGUUCCUCAAGACGCCAGAGCAGCUGCUGGAGCACAAGAAGUGCCACACCGUCCCGUCUGGAGGGCUCAAGGUUUGUGAAGCGCUUUGGGGCCCAGAGCAGAUGAAAGGUGCUAUUUAAAUGUGCCCUUUCUGCGUCUACUCCACCAACCGUCCAGCGGCCAUGGAGUGCCAUCUCAAAACGCACUGUAAGAUGGAGUACCGCUGCCGCAUCUGCCAGGGACUGUGGCCUGACCAGGCCUCGCUAGAGGCCCACAUGCGCGGGCACCGUCUGGGCAACCACUACAAGUGUGAGCAGUGUGGCUACCUGUCCAAGACGGCCAACAAGCUGAUAGAGCACGUGCGCGUGCACACGGGUGAGCGGCCCUUCCACUGCGACCGCUGCUCGUACAGCUGCAAGCGCAAGGACAACCUCAACCUGCACAAGAAGCUGAAGCACGCGCCGCGUCAGACUUUGGGCUGCCACGAGUGCCCCUUCACCACCACACACCCGUUUGUCUUCAGCCGCCACGUGAAGAAACACCAGAGUGGGGGAGCAGGGGAAGGAGGAGGAGGUGAGGAAGAGGAAGAUGAGGAGGCAGGAGAAGAGGAGCUGCCGUUCGAGGCCGCACCAGCAGGGAGCGUGUCAGUUCGGAAGACGGAGGAGAAGUUCUUGAUGGUCGGAGGAGGGAGCAGCCAGAGGAACAGUCCGCUCAUGAGUCUGACGGCGUCGCAGGCGCUGCAGUCCGUGGCCAUGUCAGUCACUCUGGGCAAAACCACCCAGCUCGACCACAAAGGUCGCCCGCUCUGCCCGCUCACAAUAAACGGCAGCAACGCCGCCUCCAGGAGCCCCCGUGACGACAGCGGCCGCGGCGGCGGCGGCCUCUCCCUCGGCUCCUCCCAUCACAGGUUCCAGCGCUACAGGAACUGUGACCCCGCGCACCUGAUCCCCCUCACCACCCUGUUCACCCACAACAACCGCCUCACAUUCCACACGCACCACCACUCCAGAUGGCGGUCCACUUCGCCUCCUCCUCUUUUCUCCUCCUCCUCUUUCUCCUCGCGUAACUCAGCUUCACCCUCCUGCUCCCCCUCCUCACCCACCACCCACCAUUCUAAGAAACCAGGACUCAUCUGCAUUGUCUAA